AUGGAAGCGGGUGAUAAGCCAGCGUAUGCGACAAAGCCCUUGCACCGCGGUACGGCGGGUACGGCGGUGCAGAUCUUGGCCAACUAUUUCGCGUUACAACGCCUCAAGCACUUUCCUGAAGCGGCUGAUCAUUACGAUGUAACCUUCAAGUCUGCUUCUCAUGGGAAAAGGGGCGUGAGGGGCGUGAGGGUCCACUGUCCCAUCUGCUGCUGCACACACAGCCUGAACCGCCUUAGACCCUGUAAGGGUAUGGUACACACAGCGCGGCGAUCAGCAGCAGCACCGUCACCAGCUGGUCCGGUUGAGGCCGCUGCAGGUACUACAGCUGCUGUAGCGACCACAUCCUCCGCUGCAGCCGCCGGCCAUGCUGAUGAGGCCAACAGGGAGGAUCUGCCGCCACGCCUGGCGUUCCGGAUCAUGAGCCAGCUGGCGAGAGACGAACGUUGGCCUGCAGCAGCUUGGGCAUUUGACGGCAGGAAGAAUCUGUUUGUGCCGGAGGAGCUGCUUCCGCCGCCGGGAGAACUGCUCGAGUUCAGGGUCGAGCUAAGUCCGGAACAAGCUGCAGGAGGAGGGCGCGUGAAGUCUAAAAUCUUCACGGUGGUGGAUGUGGUGCUUCGGCACCCCUUCAACCUCAUGAAGGACUGCCUCAUCUGCGGCCGCAGCAUGAUAUUUACGCAAAACAAGCCAACGCCAAUAAGCAAGAAUAUGGAGCUUAUUAGUGGUGUGAAGCAGGCAAGCACCUGGGUAGCAGCGGAGGGGCAACAGAACGCGGGGCGGGGCGGAGGGGGGGGGCCUCCAGUGGUCGGGGAAGUGAAGGAUGCAUAUGGGGGCGUGGACGCACGGCAGGUUGCAUGGAGGAGUCAAGGCUCCCGAGCGCCUGGCUGGUGGGGGGCCCCGCCGAGGGAUGGCGGGGCAGACUUGCCCUACAUAUCGCUCCGUCGGCGCGCCAGCAGCUUCAAGGCGGUCGAGUCGGGGCUGGCGCUGAACCUGGACACAACUUUUGGCGCUUUCCUGGCCCCCGCGAGGCUGGGGGAUCUCCUGGGCGAGGCGUGGAGGCGGGGCCCUCGGGAGUUCGUCGCCAGUGCCAAGGGCCUGAUUGGAACCAAGGUGGAGUUCAAGCUGCCCAACGGGGCCAUGCGGCGAAAGGCCAUCCGAGGGUUCUCUGAAGCGGGCGCGGAUAACACCAAGUUUUGGAAUGAGGAGAAGCAGAGGUGA
Molecule: messenger RNA, 1215 nt
Organism: Volvox carteri f. nagariensis
Lineage: Eukaryota; Viridiplantae; Chlorophyta; Chlorophyceae; Chlamydomonadales; Volvocaceae
Exons: 8
Coding region: 1-1215 (404 amino acids)
Source: RefSeq, a predicted model, not a curated record